This is a messenger RNA of Lytechinus variegatus (green sea urchin), 672 nucleotides long. RefSeq lists its product as uncharacterized. Bases 341 to 664 code for a protein of 107 amino acids. The record is from RefSeq and is a predicted model, not a curated record. NCBI's taxonomy places the organism in Eukaryota, Metazoa, Echinodermata, Echinoidea, Temnopleuroida, Toxopneustidae. The transcript has 4 exons.
UUCUUGGUUUUCAUCGUGACCAGCCACACUUUAUAUUUCUCACAGGACAUAAAACAAAAAAUAAAUACUCUGUGAAAACGUUUAUAACUGUUAUCCUUUUCAUGCUUACAGGAUUCCACAGUGGAUAUCAGUAUGUUAUCCUGAAAAUAGAUCAAUAUUUUCUUUGAGGAAAUACUUAUCGAUAAUCUUCGACGAAUUUCAAGCAGAAAAGAGUAGAUUAAAACUGACUUUGCAUUAUCUUAGAAACACCUGUCUCCUCCUCUUAUAAACAAUUCAGUUUACAAUUCUUGGUCAUUUUGACCGAGUCGCAUUGCCAGUAAUACCUCCUGAAUAUAGCAAGAUGGCCAGAUUUUUUGCAGAAAUAGUGACGAUGUUUUUUCUACUUGUAUUUGUUUUCAGGAUUGCCAGUGGAACAAGUUGUGGACAGUGUCGGAAUGACGUCAGCUUCCAGUCAAGACCAGGUUGUUAUCAUUGUUUGCAGAGCAUGGAAUCAUUAAUUAACAGACGAAACCAACCAUUGCCGUCUCUACGCGACAUCUUGGAUUCAAUACAACAUCAACAGCAAAAUAAACCCGUCUUAACAUCAAUUGAUAAACAAGAGUUUGUCAACUCAAUUCUCCGUGUCUUUCAAGAUGACUCUUUAGACUACAUUCAGCAGUCAUGAUCUGAUGU